GUGGAGGAGGAGGAGGAGGAGGAGGAAAAGGUGGAAUUGGAAGGGUCGACGGAAGGAGGAAAAGAAGGAAGGAUCGUAAUAAUGAGGAGCCCCGAGAAAAGAGACUACGAAAAGGGUGCGGGAGAAGGUUGGUUGUUUGGUUGGUUGGUUGGUUGAAAGGAAGGAAGGAAGGAAGGAAGGAAGGAAGGAAAGAAAAGAAAAGGAGAGGGUCUUUUCUCGGGAAACGAUCAGUCAGUGUAGUGGUCCAACGAGAAGGACGAGGACCCGUCCUUGGUGUUUGUUGGUCGAGGUGUAUUCAUUGAGAGAGGGUAGAUUCUUCACUGUCCAAUACUGUACAAUAACAAUACAACACACAACCAAACAACAACGAUAGCCACAUCUAAAGCGACGCAACUACGACGAAGAGGAGGAUCGUUCGAAGAAAGGAAGAGAGAGAGAGAGAGAGAGAGAGAGGAAGAGGAGAAUAAUAAGUGGUGUGGUGUGGUGAGGCGAGGCGAAGCGGGGCGAAGAAAUUAAGAGGAGAAAAGAGUUGGACAGUAGUAAGGAAAGAGUCUCGAGCGUGUGUGUAGAGAAGAGAGAGAGAGAAAGAGAUAGAGAGAGACCGAAUCGAGCCGGGCCGAACCGAGCCGCGCCGAGAGUAGCGUAAAGGCCAAGUCGAGCCGUGCCGAGCUGAGCCGAGCUGAGCCGAAGGUUAUAUACCGGUGUCAGGCUGCAUGAGCAGGCGCGCGCGUCCUAUCCUCUUGCGCGCGUCCAGCCGAGCGAGCAAGUAAGCAAGCAAGCAAAUAAGCAAGCAAGCAAGCAAGUGAACGAACAAGAGUGUAAAGGAGCGUAAUCAUUGACCACAGCAAGUCUAUCCAAGAUCGUAAGAGGAGGACGUAAUCGAGAAACAGAUAUAUAGAAAGAAAGAAAACGAACAAGAAGGUGGGAGGAAGGCAGGCAAACAGAGAUAAGAAUUGGAAUAAGUAGAAGAAGCAGUAGCGUGAUCUCUUUCUCGUAGAAGUUGUGUGCGCGUCUGAUCGCGGCUGAUUCGCGCGCGCGCGCUCCUAGCCGGCCGUGUAUGGACGUCGUCACGCAUGGUGCACGCACCGAGGAGGACAAGGCUCAAGCCCUGGAAUCCGGCUCUCGUUUACGUUCCUCUGCACGUCUUGGUUAUCUCAACUCUUCUUCGGCGGCUAAUUUAUCUUCAUCUUCUGCGACGAUUACAGCAGCAGGAACAGGAACAGGAGGAACAACAGGGAACACUACUAACACUACUACAACCACCACCGCUACCACUACUGCCACUACCACCUGCCGAACAUCAGGUAAACGUAAAAGAAAGAGGAAGAGGCGUCAACAACGAACCAGCAACACCAACGACAACGAUAAUAACGAAAACAACGACGUUGACGAAGCCGACGGUCUUCAAACCGUCCUUGAAUCCUCAUCUUCCUCGGUAUCCCGUACUCACACCAAUUUGUCUAUCCCUAUCGAGGAUAAUCUUUUAUCAUCGCCUAGUGGAAAUAACACAAACACCGGUGGUGGUGGUGGUGGUGGUGGUCCAAGUGCAACAACCACUGCUGGAUCUUCUUCGAUUGGUAGAAGAAACGACGAAGGAACAUCCCGCCAUCGACACAACCAUAACAACAACAACAACAACAACAAUAGUUGUAGUAGUAACCACCACCGUCAGCAGCAACGAUCCGAGAAUAACGACGAUAAUACGGCUACUGGCGGUGGUGGUGGUGGUAGUAGUAGUGGAACCCGUGGCGAAGUUGAAGAAGAAUACAACAAUAACAAUCACCAUCACGAGGAAGAAGAAGAAGACGAGGAAUUGGUGGGCGGGGAAAGAUCGAACGAGAGGAAUCAUCGAAAUACAGGAAACGGCUCAUCCCCGAACACUACUACUACUGCUACUACUAAUACCACUACUACGACAACGACACUGCGUAACGGUGGAAAUAACAGCAACACUCGUGCAUCAGCUUCUUCAACUGCUGCUACUACUGCUUCUGCUGCUGCUGAUUCUGCGGCCGCAUCUUCUUCUUCUUCCGUACCUUCUCUCGCCGACAUCACGUUUCUCAAUCGAAGAACGGCCAAACGAUCGGCCAGGAGAUGUAACAACGCGAGCGGUCGCAGGAACGCGAUGACGAUGGAUCUCCAGAGGCUGAUCAAUGAAGUGCACGCUAGACCGGCUAUCUGGGAUCAGAAGAACGUUAACUAUCACAAUCGCGACGUCAUACUGAAGAUGUGGCGGGAGAUCGCGAGAGCCUGCGAAGUUUCCACCGACGUCGCGAAAUCGAAAUGGAAACAUCUAAGAGACAACUUUAGGAACGAAUUGAAGAAGACUUAUCGUGGAAAAUGUGAUGGGAGUUUAGGUGGUGGUAGCGAGCACGAUUCCAAGUGGGUAUGGUUUAGGAGUUUAUUCUUUUUGAGGGACCAAAUGAAUUCUCGGGUUAUUGGAUGUGCCCUAAAUCAAAAUUGUGCGGCAUUACGUUCAUCUCCCGAUGGUACGCAGAUCGAACCACAAAUAGACAUACUUGAGGGUCACGAGGAAACCCAAUUUGACGAUCUCGAUGGUGACUCUUGUCAAUCUUUGUUAUCAAAUGAUGAUGGUCUGCAUCACGUGAUGCCACCACCUAAAAUGAAUAAAAUAGGAAGGAAAAGAAUUCUUAUGGAAGCUAUGGACAAUGAUUAUCCUGAAAUGGAUAGGAAAAGGUAUGACGUAUUGCAAAAAAGAUUGAUUCUCAAUCAGGAGGAGGAAGAUGACACUUAUCACUUUUUAAUGAGCGUUAAAAAUCCAUUGAAAAGUCUUCCCCUCGAUAGACAAAUGUUUGUCAGGUUAAAAAUCCAAGAAAUUGUUUACAACGAGAUCAAUUCGCAAAACCAUCAAAUACGUAGCUACGAUAAUUCGCAAGACGUUAAACCAUUGAAAUCUCAGAACGAUAAUGGUAACGAAAGUACCGGUAAUAAUGGAAAUAACGGUGAUGUUGUCAGCGAUAUGUCGAAUCCAGCAUCGUUACUACAAAAUUGCGCUACCGAGGGUUCCAGUGACGACGCUUUCUUCGGUUAAAAAUUUAUUUAUAUGUUUAUGUUAUUGAACUUUGUAAGAACAAUAAUUUUAUUAAUAGAGAAUAAAU
Polistes canadensis is the source of this 3119-nucleotide messenger RNA. RefSeq lists its product as uncharacterized. NCBI's taxonomy places the organism in Eukaryota, Metazoa, Arthropoda, Insecta, Hymenoptera, Vespidae. Gene Ontology annotation, cellular component: nucleus; transcription regulator complex. Gene Ontology annotation, biological process: regulation of transcription by RNA polymerase II. The transcript is spliced from 2 exons. Bases 1058 to 3052 code for a protein of 664 amino acids. Gene Ontology annotation, molecular function: DNA binding. The record is from RefSeq and is a predicted model, not a curated record.